Messenger RNA from Diaporthe batatas, 2067 nucleotides. RefSeq lists its product as uncharacterized. Gene Ontology annotation, molecular function: oxidoreductase activity. Lineage: Eukaryota; Fungi; Ascomycota; Sordariomycetes; Diaporthales; Diaporthaceae. The transcript has 4 exons. The record is from RefSeq and is a predicted model, not a curated record. Bases 294 to 1526 code for a protein of 410 amino acids.
ACGGUAUGCUCGGAGAGUCAAUAUCUCGAGAUCAUGUCGAUCUAUAUAACAGAGGAGGCGGCCCGUACCUUGGUAGGGUCUGAUCACAACAUCUUGUGAGACAUCGCUGCAGCACACUCUCUUUCAAUUGGUCGCUUUUCCUGCGCUCCUGUGCCCUUUCGUUCUUUUUCGGGUUCGAGCUCAGAUUCAGUCUUUAUCGGCCGACCAGGUUGUUACAAUAUUGCAGCACUCAUAUUUACAGCCUUUUCGUUUAUCCGUUAUUCAUUGCCGGCGGGAUUCAACCACCGACCAGCAUGUACAUUUCAAACAUCCUGUCGGCUCUGCCACUCGUGGCGUUGGCCAAGGCCGCGGCCAUCCCCGAGUACGGGGCGCCGGCUCCAGAAGUUGAUGAGUCCACCGUCUACGAUGCCAUUGUCGUCGGUGGCGGUCCAUCAGGACUGAGCGCAGUGAGUGGGCUCGCCCGUGUGAGGCGGAAUGUGCUCCUCAUCGAUUCUGGGGAGUACCGCAACGAUGCGACAAGGCACAUGCACGACGUGAUCGGCAUGGACGGUGUGACUCCAGCUUACUACCGCUGGCUCGCACGGAAAUUAAUAUCGGAUUACGAAACCGUCACUUUGACCAAUGGUACAGUGACAGGGAUCCAAGCCGGGAGUAGCAAUGUCACCUCCUUCACGGUUCAGGCGACCUUGCCCUCAGGCGAGAAGACCCUCACCGCGCGGAAGAUUGUCCUAGGAACUGGUCUGAAAGACGACCUCCCUGCAACCCCGGGCCUGCAGGAGAACUGGGGCAAGGGCAUCUACUGGUGCCCAUGGUGCGAUGGCAACGAGCACGCCGACCAGGCCCUCGGCCUCCUGGGGCCCCUCGAGGAUAUCCCCGGUCUCGUCAGAGAGGUUGCAACACUGAACAGCGACGUGGUGGCAUUUGCAAACGGAACCGAUACGCCCGAGGCUCGGGCCGCGACAGAAGCGUCCUUCCCCGACUGGGAGGAGUUUUUGAAGAUCUCGAACGUGACCGUGUACAAUCAGACCAUAACGUCCAUCACACGCCUCAGGGACGGACACAACCCCGACGCGGACCCGAGCCUGGCCAGCUCGCCUGAGUACGACCUCUUCCGCGUGGACCUCGACGACGGCACCUCGGUCGAGAGGGCGGCUUUCCUCGUGUCGUUCCCAGACGAGCAAAAGUCCAAUGUCGGCGCCGAUCUGGGCGUCACGCUGUACGGCGGCCGCCUGUAUGCGAACCAGGACAAGGGUCUCAUUACCAAUAUCCCGGGCACCUACGCCAUCGGCGAUGCGAACUCGGAUAAUGUUACCAAUGUGCCCCACGCCAUUUACACAGGCAAGAGAGCUGCUGUCUACGCACAUGUGCAACUCGCGCGCGAAGACGUCGCGGCCCAGCUUGCAGCUGCCAGGAACAACGGCACUGCUGCAGCCGAGAAGAGGCACGAAUCCGCACUUGACCCGCGGGACGUCUGGGAACGCAUGAAUGGCCAGCCUGGAGACCUCCUCUACGCUGGGGACUUCUGAGUCUCUGAAUAAGCAGACUCAGAGAGUGUGCCUAAAAAGGCAUUAUGUUUUUACGAGUUCUGAGAGACGCUGCAAAAUAAAUUAUUCACUAAAGCUAUCAUACGCGGCAGAGUUGAGCUUAGUAUUCAAUGUCGAUGGCGGAGCUGGGCGAAACAUGACCGACACGAGUUUUGAUUCCUAAUCAGUAUAUGUCCUCGGACGUAGACGGAAUAGAGUCGAAACCACCCAAUCAGUAUAUGAUAACUCAUUUAUUGGGCGUUGCGAGAAUUCCGCCGAGCGAUGGUGAUCAGCGAGAAGAGAUGCUCCGUUUUUUUCGCUGGACUGACGCAUGAACUACUUCGGCAAGGCCGAGGAAGUCGGGGAAACCCAAUGACUGUUAUUUAUUCUCGGAGUGAUCGCUAUCAUACUGUCUGUCUAGGGCAUUUGCCCGCCCUCUUCCAUGAUGGGCUGUUAGAAAUAGAUCCUUAGGUCUGGACCUUUUCAUUUCCACCAUGGAUUUGUCGAUGCCAGCCAGUUAAAUUGAAACAGCACAUCUGUCAAG